Messenger RNA from Leishmania mexicana MHOM/GT/2001/U1103, 5271 nucleotides. RefSeq lists its product as hypothetical. Gene Ontology annotation, molecular function: histone binding. Gene Ontology annotation, biological process: regulation of transcription by RNA polymerase II; chromatin remodeling. Lineage: Eukaryota; Euglenozoa; Kinetoplastea; Trypanosomatida; Trypanosomatidae. The transcript has a single exon. The record is from RefSeq and is a predicted model, not a curated record. Bases 1 to 5271 code for a protein of 1756 amino acids. Gene Ontology annotation, cellular component: NuA4 histone acetyltransferase complex.
AUGCACCACCCUCUCCCGCACGGGGGUGGCGGCAGCUCGAAGAGUGUUGAGUUGCAUGUGGACGGCCGCGUCUCGCAGGUCUCCCUGCAGGCGGCGGCACACGCCACCGUGGCGGAUCUUCUCUCGACUGCCGUCGCAGCCUCAUCGUCAACCAUCCCGGCAAAGGCGCCGUCACCGCGGGAGUUGGCGAGGGGGUUUGCCUGCACCGACACGGCGGGCAACAGGGUCGACCUGAGCGCUCUGGCGCUCUCCGUCCCGUCACAGCUGAUGGUGACGCAAACCGCGACUGCCGGCAUCGGUGGUGGCGGUAGCGCUAGCGUGGUAUCGAGCGGCGCCGGCCGUGGCGGCGGCUCUGGGCGCUCGGCGUUGUCAACGUCGGCCCCUGGCCGUGGGCGCGGCCGUGGUAGGGGGCGCGGGCGUGGGCGAGGCGGCGGGCGGGGACGCGGUGGUGCCUCCGCUGCUGCCAAGGCUCAGACCGCGGCCGAUGACGAGGAGGAUGGCGACGACGAUGUUGACGCCGAGGACGGAGAUGGCGGCGAAGAGGCCGAGUCCGGCGGUGCCACGGCAGAGAAAGACGAGAGUGGCAGCAACGAGUCCGACGUACCGUCGGAGGGCUACAGCUCCGACGACGAGGACAGCUCUAAGGUGGAGGACAGCGACAGCUCCGACUCCUCGCUGACCACAGCGAGCACAAGCACCACCACGACACGCUCACGGGGCGACCGCGGCGGAGCGACCACAAGUGCCGGUCGUGGGCGUGGACGUGGUCGCAGCGGCACUGGGCGAGCCGCGUCUUCGCGAGGCUCCUCGGCGCCCCCCACGCCGACAGCGGCGAGCACCACAACUGCGCGACGCACCCGCAGACGCAGUGCCUCGGGAUCGCCGCUCCUCUUCACCCCUGACGGGCUACCCAUCAAGCGCAAACGCGGGCGACCGCCAAAGAGCCAGCAGCUGGCGCUUGCGAACACUGCUGCCGCUGCCGCUGCUGCUGCUGACGCCGCGGCGGCAUCGAGCGGCACCAUGAGCACCACCGCUGGUGAGAAGCCUCCGCGGCGGACGCGGCGGAGCGUCAAGGAGGCGCCAACUGAGGCGGCGGCGGAGGAAAAGCCACGCCGGGGUGGUCGGCGCCGUCGCGCCGACGCGGAGUCAGAGGAGCUGAAGGGUCAACAGCGCGCGAGUGCCAGUUGCAAAGUCAUGGGCGGAAGCUCUGCCGUCCCAGUCGCGCCAGUUGACGACGUUGCCGGCACUCUUGGUGGCAGCGGCCGACGGGGUGGAUGGCGGAGGGGUGGCGGUGAUGCGGCCACUAAGCGCAGUCGGUCGCCGUCACCGCCUUCACAGUUGUCUGGAGGCAGCAGCAGCACCACCACCGUGGCGGCCCCGCUAUUUACUGCGUCCGCUGUGAUCGUAACCGCUGUCGAUGGCACGGGCGGCGGAUGCGCCACUCCGCUUUCCCCAGGCGCCCUCACCGCAUUGGUGAGCGGUGCGGGCACGGAUGCGGCCGCUGCGACGUCUGCUCCUGGCGCUCGCACCAUUACCGCCCUCGAACAGCAGCAGCAGCAGCAGGAGCAGCUGCUACGUCAGCAGCGCCACCGUGUGCGCCUUACGUACAACACCUUCUAUCCAUCAACCACUUUGCAUGCUGCGGUGCCAGCCACCACGGGCACCUACGGAGGUAGCGGCACGGGCGGGGGCACCGCGGGGGCACGCGUGCAUCAGGCGCACAGCGCCACCGCUGCAGCACCGCUGGAGGACCCUUUGGCGAGGCCGAUGAGGCCGCGCUACGUGUGGAACGGCGGAGACCGCCACCAGCAGCAUAGCUUGUCCUCCGCGGCGCCAUUGUCGCCUGCCGACAACGUGCAACAUGGCGGUCGCGGCGUGCCGAUGACUUUCAGAGAGGCGUGGGCCACGCUGUCUUCUUGCCUCAGCAGCACUACCCACUGCCGAGGCGCUUCAUCCGCUGCGAGCGCGUCCCCCGCGAUCGUGGACCCCCUCCAACACACGGCGAGUGCAAGCCAGCUUUACAUGCAGGCUCAGCGGAUCGUGUCCUCGUGGCGUGCCGUGCAGCACCGCACGCCGUCAAUGUUGCUUAGCCACCCCUACAGCCCGCUGUUGAUGCCUGGACUGCGCGUGUAUCAGCACCCGCUGCCGCUGCUGGCGUCGACACCCGCACCUCUCGCAGCGCCGGCGGACGCGAACACGGCGACGCCCCGCAGCACUGAUCGGCUGAGUGCCGUAAAGGUGGAGGUGGCGGACGAGGAAAGCGACGCGGGGUCGCGUCAUCGCCGCCAUCAUCAACGUGGUGCUGCACCGCACACGACAUCGGUGGUGGCCGCUGCGUCCGGUGCCGAGCGCGGCAGCAGCCGCGUGCACUGCUAUCCGAACCAGACGCUGGUUGUUCCCGUGGUCGUCGGCGGCUGCGUGCAGCUCAUCAACCCGGAGAGCAAGGAUAAGAGCCACCAAUGGACGGUGUACGUGCGCGGGUUGUGGAACGGCCAUCCGGAGGAGGUUGCCGGCGCGAAUGCGCGGCCGCCCUCAUCAUCGCACGUGCAGCAGCUGAGGGCAUUCCCUUCGUCGCCGUCCUCUACACCAUCUGCUCUGGCGAACAGCUCGCGCGGCAGCCUCGGCGACAGCAGCGCAACUGCCGACCGUGGCGGUGGCGGUGGCGAUGGCGCUGCUGCUGCUGCCCUUGGCGCGGUGGGCGAUUCGCAGACCUCCGUCUUCAGCGCCUCAACCGCCUCGCCGGACGACUACCUGUCGGACUUCAUUGACAAGGUGGUGUUCCUGCUGGACGAGAGCUUCGUGCCGUGUGUGCGCACCGUCUCCUCGGCUCCGUUUGAGCUGACGGAGGUGGGGUGGGGCGAGUUUAUUGUGUCCAUGCACGUGUACCUGAAGGUGCCGGUGCACACCAGCGCCUCCCGGCGGGCACAGGGGCAGCUCCUCGAGUACUUCUGCGGCUUCAACGGCCGCACGGCACUGCAGACGUGCGACGGUCGUGGCACGAAGCCGCACGACCCCGUCUCGACGUACGUCACCGGCGGCGUGCGUGGGCCGAGCCACUUGUGCAAUGCGCUGACGACGCCGCCGCCGAGCACGUCGGGCACUGUACCGCCCACCCCGGCGCUGUCGCUGCAGGAGCUGCGCCACGGGUGUCGCUACGACAGCUUGCUAGACAUCAACUCGAACAGCGGGGCGCGCGCGACCUACUACCGUGGUCCAUACCUGCCGGUGCAUUUAGUGACAUGCGACGCGACGUCUUCCUCAGCCUCCUCGCAGUUGUCAUCGUCAUCCAGUGACAGCGACGUGGAUGGUGGCGGUGGUAGUGACGGCGCACGCGGCCGCAGCGGCAGCGAGGUGUCCAUCUGUGGUGGCAGUCCUACGGACAACGCCCACGCACUCUCGUUCCCCAUCAAGUCAGAGGUGAGCGGUGACGCAUCGUUCUCCUCUUCCCGCAGCGGAAGCGCCACUCCCAGUCCGGCGCCAGCGCCUCAGCAUCACGCGAACUUGUCCUCGCAGCAGCACGAGGCGAGGAUGGGUGGGCCAACCACCGCACACACCAGCAGCAGUAGCAUCGCUGAUGGGCAGCCGCUCGCGGGCAUCGCCGCUGGCGUGACGGACGCGUCUUCGCCGAGCGCGCGACCGCCACCGCUGCCGGUGCCGACUGUCGGUCGCGGCACCGGCCGGCGCCCUCUCAGGUUUGGCACUUCGCGAGGGCGCAGUGGUACGCCACGCAGCCCUGCCAACUCAGGCGCUCCCAGCGCUGCAGGUGGCGGCGGCGUGCACCGCACCUUCACAGAGGUGCACGUCGGCCACGGCAGCAACGUGGUGGUGCUGCAGCACCUGCUGCGCUUUAGUCACCGUCCUCGCUACGCAGCCGCGAUUCCGCCAGCGCGAGACCCGCGCACGCAGGGAGCGCACCCAGAGCUGCUGGGCUACACGAUGGUGGCUGAGCCCGUCGUCACGGAGCAGUAUGACGAGCUCGUCAUCCCGCUGGAGCCUUUCGUUGCUGUGGCGGAGCGGAUGCGCAGUCAGGCCAGCCGGCGAUGGCAGACGACGCAGCGAACGGGUGGCGAAGCAUCGCUGAAGAAGCCUGACACCGCGAGUGUCGAGGCGAAGCUGCACCACCUGCUGGCAGCAUCGAGCAGUCUCGAGGGCCACCUGCGCGCCACAUUGCGUCGCCAGCUCUCCUUGAUGUGCGAUGACUCGCCAUCGCAGUCGCUCCACACGCUGUCGCCACUGUCCAACAGUGAGGCUCAGGCGCUCGGGCACCCGGGCGGCAUCUCUUGCUGGCCGCACGUCCUCGACUACGGCAACGGCAUCGAGCGCGACACAUCCUACACCGCUGCCUACCUCGCGAGCAUCGCGACGAGCGCAGAGAUGGAGGGGUGGUUGUCGCAAGCACUCGGGGCACGGCGGGCGGCGCUGUUUGGCUCGCCAGCGGCGUCUUGUGCCUGGGUCACCACCGUCGACGACGCUGAAGACCUGCAGCCGCAGCGUCACGGCGAGGCAGCGGGAGGGUGUAAGACGGAGGGGGAGGGCUGCGAUGGCGUGGCAGAGCAAAUACCCGGCCAAGUAGCUAUUCCAUCCCUCAUCCCAAAUGUGGCCACCUCCGGGACGUGGAUGACCUUGCUGGAGUACGACAUGGCGAGUGCGCUCUUGCGCCUCGCCGCCGGUGCCUCCGUGGUGACGGCACACGACGCCUUCUUCCAGGUCGUUAUGCCGCGCGCCGACGACAUUGGCGCAGCCGUCUGGUGCAGCCUCCACGAAGGAAAUCACGCAGCACUAAGUCGCGCGAAUCCGGUCCGACCCUUCCCUUCGGAUGCCACUGGCGCCGCCGCGCUCAAGUCGGAGCCAGUAUUCUGGCGCACCUCAGAACUGCAGCAGGACACCAAGAAAGGCGCAGCCGUGCGAAUGGAGCAGGUGCAUGCCGAGGAGGAGCGUGGUGGUGACGAGUCGCUGUCUGCGCCCUCGGCGGCAGCGCUAUCUCGCGGAUAUCCCCUCUGCUCCCUGCGCCCCGGUGACACCGGCAUUGCCGCGCUGCGCAACGUGCUCUGCUCGAACAAAGGCGUCGGCUCCGUCAGCGCCGCUCACCACCCAAACCAGGAUGCGUUCAUGGCGUCGCUGCUCCGUGACGGCCAAAACCGCGGCAGCUUCGGCCACGACAGCGAUGUGGCGCAGCUGCUGACAUGGAAGGCAGCGCUAGAGGACGCCAUCGACACCAUGCGCGUCGAAGCAGCGCGCCGGCAGGCCACUGCUGUCAUGGAGGAGCUGUAA